Molecule: messenger RNA, 2173 nt
Organism: Cloeon dipterum
Lineage: Eukaryota; Metazoa; Arthropoda; Insecta; Ephemeroptera; Baetidae
Gene: Acadvl
Product: Acyl-CoA dehydrogenase very long chain
Exons: 11
Coding region: 138-2024 (628 amino acids)
Molecular function (GO): fatty-acyl-CoA binding; flavin adenine dinucleotide binding; very-long-chain fatty acyl-CoA dehydrogenase activity
Source: RefSeq, a predicted model, not a curated record
GCGGAGAGAGGAGUGACGUCUGCGAUUACAACAAAUAGGUCAAAGUAUACACGAGAUUCAUUUAUUAAUCACCUCGCCGCGCGAGCCAGUUUAUUAGUGCAUCGUGUCAGUCUCGUUUAGGCUUCGACAAAUUCAGCAUGAUCCGCCUGGGCCGCCUGGUUUCCACCGUAAAGGUGGUGCAGCCAAAACAACAUGCCCUACAGAUUGUUCCCAGAGCUCUACUUGCAUCGGCCCCGCCUGAGGCAAGCAAGGACAAGGAGCCCAAGGAGAACCAAUCUUUCACGAUGAAUCUGUUCAGGGGGGUGGUCCAGGGCAGCCAGGUGUUUCCUUAUCCUGACGUUUUGAAUGCAGAACAAAGAGAAACCCUGCAGAUGCUGAUCGACCCCACUGAGAAAUUCUUUGCUGAACAAAACGAUCCUGCUAAGAAUGACGCCACAGAGCAAGUCGACCCUGUCACUCUUCAAGGACUCAGGGAAUUGGGUGCAUUCGGUCUUCAGGUGCCGACUGAGUUGAAUGGUGUCGGCUUGAGCAACACCCAGUAUGCAAGAAUGGUCGAAAUUGUCGGCGCCAAUGACCUUGGUGUCGGCAUUACUCUUGGUGCCCAUCAGUCCAUUGGGUUCAAGGGUAUUCUGCUCUAUGGUACUGACGCACAGAAGCAGAAGUAUCUGCCCAAGGUUGCUUCUGGAGAGCAUUUUGCUGCUUUUUGCCUCACUGAGCCAAGCAGUGGAAGUGAUGCCGGCUCAAUCAAGACGCGUGCUGUUUUGUCUCCUGAUGGCAAGCACUUCAUUCUCAAUGGAAGCAAGAUCUGGAUCAGUAAUGGUGGACUUGCUGAGGUCAUGACUGUGUUUGCUCAAACACCGAUUAAGGAUGAAAAGACUGGUGCUGAGAAAGACAAGGUGACUGCUUUCAUUGUGCAGAGGAGCUUUGGUGGAGUGACCAGCGGCCCUCCUGAGAAGAAAAUGGGCAUCAAAUGCUCAAACACUACUGAGGUCUACUACGAGGAUGUAAAAAUUCCGAUUGAGAAUGUCCUUGGUGGAGUUGGAAACGGUUUCAAGGUGGCCAUGAAUAUUUUGAACAACGGUCGCUUUGGCAUGGGCGCCGCCCUGUCUGGCACCAUGCGUGCUGUUAUCCGCAAGGCCGUCGACCAUGCCGUCACUCGUGUACAGUUUGGACACACCCUGAAGGAGUAUGGUGCCAUCCAGGAAAAGAUAGCCCGCAUGGCUAUGCUGCAGUACGUCACCGAGUCGAUGGCCUACAUGAUCAGCUCCAAUAUGGACUCUGGCUCCGUCGAUUACCACUUGGAGGCGGCGAUCAGCAAAAUUUUCGCCUCUGAAGCUGCCUGGUACGUCACUGACGAGGCCAUCCAGAUUCUCGGUGGAAUGGGCUUCAUGAAGGACACGGGACUCGAGAGAGUCAUGAGGGAUCUCCGCAUCUUCAGGAUCUUUGAGGGCACCAACGACAUUCUCAGGCUCUUUGUCGCUCUUACUGGCAUUCAGUACGCUGGUAGCCAUCUGAAGGAGCUCCAAAGGGCUUUCAAGAACCCCGCUGCCAACCUUGGAAUCAUCUUCAGUGAAGCCGGACGUCGCGCCUUCCGCAGUGUCGGCCUCGGUUCAACCCCUUCCCUUGGAGGUGUCCACCCUAAUCUCUCCUCGUCCGCCACGCAAAUCGCAAAGUGCGUGGGCAACUUUGGUGAAGCCGUUGAGUCCCUUUUGAUGAAGCACGGCCGCUCAAUCGUUGACAAACAGUUUGAGCUUAACAGACUUGCCAGCGCCGCCAUUGACAUUUACUCGUCUGCUGUUGUCCUCUCGCGAGCAUCGAGAGCGCUAGAAAGCGGAGCAUCCACAGCCAAGCACGAAGAGAAUCUGGCUUCUGUUUGGUGCUCUGAGGCUGCGGACCGAGUUAGGAUCAACCUGAGCGCGCUUGGAUCAAGCUCCAGCUUAGACAACUUCAAGCGGAUGUCCGCCAUCGCUGGUGACGUGUGCGAAGCUGGUGGUUUGGUCCAGGAGCAUCCCCUCAGACUCUAAGCUAAGACUUUCUACCAUUUAUUUAUGCUGCGAUCUUGAGAGGAGACUGGACUGCCAACUUAAUGAUCAAUUUUGUUGAUUAUACUGUUAUGUAAUCUUUAGUUUCUACCUCUGUAAUUGACUCAAUCUAUUAAAGUAUUAAACUUUUA